Molecule: messenger RNA, 701 nt
Organism: Acanthisitta chloris (rifleman)
Lineage: Eukaryota; Metazoa; Chordata; Aves; Passeriformes; Acanthisittidae
Gene: WFDC1
Product: WAP four-disulfide core domain 1
Exons: 6
Coding region: 33-701 (222 amino acids)
Biological process (GO): regulation of cell growth
Cellular component (GO): extracellular region
Molecular function (GO): peptidase inhibitor activity
Source: RefSeq, a predicted model, not a curated record
CCUGCCUCCUUAUUUGAUCUCUCCUUAGGAAAAUGGAUUCGAGGGCUCUGCCAGAGAUGCAUUUCUCUAAGAAGAUCUUCGCUGCAGCCCUGUGUGUGUUGGUUUUGCUCUCGGAUCCGGGCUGUGCCAGGACCCUCUGGAAACGUGCUCUGCAUCUGAAAAUGACGGAGAAAUACGAUGAUUAUGAGUACCCUCUUCAUUCUCACAGUUCCCACUACCAGAAGAACGACCGCUGUCCCCCCCCGCCCCAGACCCUGCCUGACCAUGCCUGCGAGGUGCCAAGCUGCCGCUCCGACUCCGAGUGCGAGAGGCACAAACGCUGCUGCUACAACGGCUGCAUCUACGCCUGCCUGGAGUCUGUGCAGCCACCACCAGUGUUAGACUGGUUGGUUCAGCCCAAGCCCCGUUGGCUGGGGGGAAAUGGGUGGCUUUUGGAUGGCCCAGAGGAAGUCUUACAAGCUGAGGCCUGCAGUACCACUGAGGAUGGAGAUGAGCCUCUGCACUGCCCCACGGGCUAUGAAUGCCACAUCAUCAACCCAGGCAACACAGCUGAGGGAAUCCCCAACAGGGGCCAGUGCAUCAAGCUCCGUGGAAAUCCAGAUGGACAAAACCUGAGGCAUAAGUAUUACAAGGAAUAUUUUGGGAGCAACUCCAACAAUGUGGUUGGCUAUGUGAAAAACCAGCAGAAGCAUUUAGGCUAA